UGACAUGCAAGAGAGAGAGAAACUUGGUUACAUUUCCUGCUGCUCACAAACUAUCCAAUUAGGUCAGCAAGCCUGUGAUGGCCCUGGCAACUCUGCCUUCGGCCCCAGCCAGCGUGCAAGACUGUUGUCCAGAUAUUCAGCAGAGUCUGUUUUGGUGGUCCAAUUACAGAAGACAGCGUUUUAGAAACUUCUUGACUGUUUAAAUCCCUUCACACGGAAGUCUUACCUUCUCAGACCACUGACCCUCGAGGACAGGCGGGCGGGCUCUGGAAGGGAUGCACAGCAAGACAGGCCACCUGAGCUCUGCAAGAGACAGCGCUGCAAGGAGCGGCUCGGCCACGCGACGGCACCGGAGGAAGAUACCGAGGUGUCGCUUUGCAGAACCGUGCAGGGCCACCGCGAUACCUGGAGACCAGCCCCAGGACUCACCAGGAGCAUUCAGUUUUACACUGCGGAGGGACGCAGAAUUCCGCCCAGCUGCCUGGCACGCACAGCCGCACUGCGCCCCCUUCCGGCUCGCGCGCGUCCCCGGUCGGUCCCUUUUCCCGCGGGCGGCUCGGCACAGCUUGCUCCAGAUGCGGCCAGCGGGCGCCCGUGCUUCCGCCCCUACGCCGCCAGUAUCCCCGCCGCGCGCUCCCGGGAGCGGAGGGGGCGGGGCAGCCGCGCAGCGCGCGUCACCCGGGAGCGCAGCCUGGACGUGCGCGUUGUGCAGUGCGUGGCGCGGGCCACGAGGGGGCGGGACUUGGCUGGCUGCCGGCGCUAAUUGGCUCUGCCGGCUACCGGACGCGGCACUGAUUGGACAAGUGCUUCCCGCCUAUGCCCGAGGCUCCGCGGCGCUAUCUGAGGGAGCGGACUCGACGCCAAGUGGACGGCGGAGGUGGUGGCUUCCCGACUGCUCUGGAGGGACCUUCUUUGGCUGCCGGGCGGAGCCGAGCGCCGGCGUCCGCGUGGGCUUUUACUUCACCGCGGGUGCAGGUGUGUGUUUUGUUGUGCUGUUUUUACAUGAAAUCAAAAUGCCGAUAAGACCAGAUCUCCAGCAGUUGGAAAAAUGCAUUGAUGAUGCAUUAAGAAAAAAUGAUUUCAAGCCCUUGAAAACACUUUUACAAAUUGAUAUUUGUGAAGAUGUGAAGAUUAGAUGCACCAAACAGUUUUUCCACAAGUUGGAUGACCUUAUAUGCAGGGAACUUAAUAAAAAGGAUAUUCAGACUAUUUCAGUCAUUUUGGUUUCUAUUGGAAGAUGUGGCAAAAAUAUCAACAUACUAGGACAACCUGGACUUCUAACAAUGAUAAAACAAGGACUAGUCCAAAAGAUGAUUGUCUGGUUUGAAAAAUCCAAGGAAAUUAUUUUGAGUCAAGGAAAUUCAAAAGAUGAAGCUGUUAUAAACGUGAUAGAAGACUUAUUUGAUCUUUUUAUGGUCAUACAUGACGUCAGUGAUGAAGGUAAAAGGCAAAUAGUGGACAGUUUCAUACCUCGAAUUUGUGCCUUGGUUAUCGAUUCAAGAGUGAAUAUUUCUUUUCAGCAGGAGAUUUUAAAAAAAAUGAAUGCCAUGCUUGACAAAAUGCCUCAAGAUGCCAGGAAAAUACUUUCUAACCAAGAAAUGUUAACUCUCAUGAGUAGUAUGGGAGAAAAGAUUUUAGAUGCUGGAGAUUAUGACUUGCAGGUGGGCAUUGUGGAAGCUUUAUGUAGAAUGACUACAGAAAAACAAAGACAGCAACUGGCAAGUCAGUGGUUCUCAAUGGAUUUUAUUGCUAAUGCAUUUAAAGAAAUUAAAGACUGUGAAUUUGAAACAGAUUGCAGGAUAUUUCUCAAUCUUGUGAAUGGCAUGCUUGGAGAUAAGAGAAGGGUUUUUACAUUUCCUUGUUUAUCAGCAUUUCUUGAUAAACAUGAGCUGCAAAUACCAUCAGAUGAGAACCUUGAAGACUUUUGGAUCGAUUUUAAUCUUGGGAGCCAGACUGUAUCAUUCUACAUUGCUGGAGAUGAUGAUCAUCAAUGGGAAGCAGUCACUGUGCCUGAUGAAAAAGUGCAAAUGUACAGUGUUGAAGUGCGACAAUCAAAGAAGCUAUUGACUAUAAUCCUGAAAAAUACAGUAAAAAUUGGUAAGAGAGAAGGGAAAGAACUGCUUUUGUAUUUUGACGCAUCACUAGAAAUCACCAGUGUGGUUGAAAAAAUUUUUGGUGCCAGUAAAUACAGGGAAUUUUCCAGAAAACAAGGUGUUUCAGUCGCCAAAACAUCUGUGCAUAUACUUUUUGAUGCAAGUGGAUCACAGAUUCUUGUGCCAGAAAGUCAAUUCUCAAAUGUUGAAGAAGAACUCACUAAUUUAAAAGAAAAAUCUAACACCCAAAAGGAAUUUGCUAACCCUUCAAAAUCUAUCAAUAACCAAAGGGACAGAAAAAAUUGUCAGCCAGAGAUAACUACUCCAAGCAAAAGAAAAAUGUCGGAAGCAUCAAUGAUUGUUCCUGGUGCAGAUAGAUACACCGUGAGAAGUCCAGUGCUUUUAGUCAACACAUCAACACCACGAAGAAGAAAAAUUAAGCCUCCACUACAAAUGAUGAGUCCUGCAGAAAAAGCUGAUAUUUAUAAAACAUCAGAAAAUGCAGUGAGUAACAAUGUAUCAUGUAAACCUAGACCAUUGGAAGAGAAAAAUAGAAGAGCUAAUACAGGCAAGCAUAUCAAAACUGCUAAAGUUAUAGAAAAGACACAAAAUAAGGACAUUGAAUUCCAGAAUCAAAAUUUAAGUAAGCUCCAGGAUUUUAGUUCUGAUAUACAAGGAGAGGGAGAAACAGAUAAGCCUGUAUUUUCUCAUGUUUUAGACAAUGACUGUGAAAACAAACUGCACUCCAAAUGGGCUUGUUGGACACCUGUGUCAACUAUUAAGCUGUGUAAUAACCAGAUAGCCAAUACUUCAUCAGGAGACACAUUUAAUCAAGAUAUUUGCAUCAAUAAAAACCAUACCAAACAACAGUCAUCCUCUUCAAUAUCAGAUCAUGAUUCUGAAGAAACAGGAAAAGGAAAAUAUAAGAAAGAAAUAGUAGAGCAUAGCAAAAUAGAUAAACCAGAAGUUGGCGAAGGAAACAGUCUACAACAAAAUCAUCCUAAAUGUUCAGUACGGACUGAAAAUACAGAACAGAGUGAUUGGCAUAUUGAAUCUGAAACUACUUUUAAGUCAGUUCUCUUAAAUAAGACUAUUGAAGAAUCUCUAAUCUAUAGGAAGAAGUACGUAUUAUCAAAAGAUGUGAAUGCUGCUAUUAGUAAUAAAAGCCCUUCUAGAAAAAAUAUGAGAAGUCAUAGAAAAUCAGAGAAAGAAAUGACUUCUGAGCCUGAUUCCUCGGGUUCAAAACAAAAAAUGAGAGAAAAAUCAAAGGGGAGGAUGUUUACUGAUGCAGCAGAAUCCUUGAUAAACCAAAUUAAUAAGAGAUACAAACCAAAAGAUGACACAAAGCCUACAAGAACAUUGAAGGAGUCUGUGAUUGACAGUGGUUUUUCAAACAAGUCUGACCAAGAGCACAGUAAGGGAAAAGUUCAGAAAAAAAGCUACAGAAAACUGAAGACUACUUUGGUUAAUGUUACUUCUGAAUGCCCAUUGAAUGAUGUUUACAAUUUUAAUUUGAAUGGAGCUGAUGAGCCUAUUAUAAAACUUGGAAUCCAAGAAUUUCAAGCAACAGCUAGAGAAACCUGCAUGGAUAAUCCAGUGAAACUGGCAGAUUUAAGGAAUCAUGAUAAACUUGAAUCUUCUUUCGAAACAAAAGAUAAAAGAAUUACAACAAAUAGGAAAAAGCAAAAUAUCUUUAGUGAUACCGACACAGAAUAUAAAUGUGAUGACAGCAAGACUGAUAUCAGCUGGCUAAGAGAACCAAAAUCAAAACCACAGCUAGCAGACUAUAGCAGAAAUAAAAAUGUGAAGAAACAUAAAAGUAGGAGAUCAAGACCAUCCUUGGAUAAGGGUCCAUCAAGAUCUAAAAUGGCACCCAAUCAAAAUAUCAUCAAAAAGGUAGAUGAGACAAUCCCAGAUGGCAGAACCAGACUCCCACGAAGAGCAACAAAAAUUAAAAAAAAUUAUAAAGAUCUGUCAAAUUCAGAAUCAGAGAGUGAACAAGAAUCUUCACAUUCAUUUAAAGAGAAGUUUGUAGAAAAGGAGGAGAAUAUCCAUUCCAGAAACAAAAACAUGAAACUGCCAAAGAAACAACAGAAAAUCAUCCUGGCUGAAACACAAAAAGAACUACCAAAAAACCAGAAAACUCCAUCUCUACUAAAAGAUCCUAUAAGAGAUAAUAACCUUGACUUAUCUCCUAUAUCUCUAGCUGGGAGUCCAUCAUCUAUAGAAAUAAUGAGAUGUGUGGACAAAAUAACAGAAAAUGAUUCUACUCAGGAUUAUGACUGUAUAACAAAAUCUCUCUCACCUUAUCCAAAAACUUUAUCACCUGGAUCUUUAAACAGUAACAACAGAGUUGGAAGUCCAGUAAACUCACCGAAAAAUAAUGGAAUAAACAUACUAUGUGCAAGUGUAAGUUGCUCACCAAUUCCACCAGCUCUCCUUUUGCCCAGUCAUACUCCAAGAAAAAAUAAAACUGGUGCAAAUAAACUAAAUAUAAAUUCUGUGAUAUUUACACAAGAAACACAAAAUUGUAACAGCUGUUCAGAUAUAAGCAGUUACAGUUCAGAAAAACAGUUUAUGGAAACUGAAUCUCCACAUAUCAGUGAAAAUCAUAUAAAAAGCAAAAGAGAGGAAAGCCAUUCGCUGUCUCCGUUAUCCAUGUCUAGUGAAGGGAGAGAGAAAAUGUGCUUUGGCAUGACUCAUGGCACUACUCAGAUAUCAGGUCUCACUCAGCGUCUUAGUUGCAAACGAAUGUAUAUAGAAGAUACUAUGAGUAAUUCCAAUGAAGUGGAAAUGGAAGAAAUGAGGAGCAUACACUUACUUCCCAAAAGGUUCUGUAAAGCUAAAGAUGUUGAUCAUCACACCCACAAAAUGUUUGAAAGUUUAUCUCCAUUAUCAACAAAUGAUUGCUUUAUUCCUGAGAACUGGAAAAAUCACCUUCCAGGUGUAGGCAUGAUUUGUGAGAAGCUUAAUUCUCAGUUUAAAAGGAAGAUUCAUGUCCGACGUAAAAUGACAGAUUAUUUUACUAAGCAGUCUUGGAAAACAGUUAAACAGCAUGUGAAAACAAUGAACCAUCAAAUUCAGGAGUACAGGAUUAAAAGACUUGAUAAAUUCCAGAUGAACAUCAUGGAAGAGCUAGAGAAUUUUGAAAAAGAUUCACAAUCUUUAGAAGAUUUGGAGAAGGAAUUUGUGGACUUUUGGGAGAAGAUAUAUCAGCAGUUCAGAGAAUAUCAGAGAAGUGAGGAGCAGAGGCUUCAUCUUCUGAAAACUUCAUUGUGCAAAAAUGUCUUCUAUAAAACUGAUUAUGAAGAAACUGUUUUUACAUCAGAGGUGGGUUCGAUGAAAGAAAACCUAAAAAUGCUGCAAGAAAGGCUUCUUAUGGAAAUGCAAGAAGAGGAACUUCUGAAUGUACACAGAGGACUGAUGUCAUUAUUCAUGGCUCACGAUAGAAAUGAUGAGUGAAAUCUAGUUGUGAUGCAUUUUUCUAAUUAUUUUUGUGUUGAAAUAAGGAAAUGGGUGUACUCGUACAAAAAGAAAAAUACAUUUUACCUAGGCAAGUACUCCUAAAUUUAGACAUGUCUUCUUACAGAUCAGAUAGAACCACUGUAACAACAUGACCACAAGCCCAAAAGGCUUUCACCUGCACAAUACUGUUUUUUCUUUCACAGAGAAAACAUUUUGGAAAACCAGGAAAUGGAGUGGCUUUAUUUUUAUUGUAAUACUUAUAUAAAAUUUAUUAAACUAGUUUUGCAAUUAAAGUUAAUCUAACAUACUUAAAAAUGUAUAUAACUUUGGAUGAAAUAUUAAAAUUUACUUAAUAGUUCAGAAUGUUUAAGUAAUAAAAAUGUAGCCACACUUAGAAUGGGGAGGAAGUUGCUGAUUUGAACUGUUUACCUGAUUGGCAUAUCAAUACUUUCAGCAUACUUUUGUAUGUAAAUCAUUCAGUUGUGGCCUCCAGUGUACUAGCAGAUACUAAAUGGCCUAACAUUCUUAGUGUAUUGCUUAAAGUAUUUUAAUUCAGUGUAGAUGUUUUACUCAUAAGCAAGCUGUUUGGCAAGUACAUUUUAAGCUCCUAGUUUUCAUUGUAAUAUUUUGCUGCAUUAUUCUAUCAAGUGGCUGUUUGAUUUGCUUUAACGAAGUUGAAAUAAAUGCUAUUUCACUUGA
Cavia porcellus (domestic guinea pig) is the source of this 6257-nucleotide messenger RNA. RefSeq names its product synaptonemal complex protein 2 (gene Sycp2). The transcript is spliced from 46 exons. Bases 276 to 5555 code for a protein of 1759 amino acids. Gene Ontology annotation, biological process: female meiotic nuclear division; male meiotic nuclear division; mitotic G1 phase. Gene Ontology annotation, cellular component: condensed chromosome, centromeric region; lateral element. The record is from RefSeq and is a predicted model, not a curated record. NCBI's taxonomy places the organism in Eukaryota, Metazoa, Chordata, Mammalia, Rodentia, Caviidae.